AUGGACGAUGGGUCAACCGACGGUAAGAUAACAGUCAACAUUGUUAAGCGCAAAACAGGUGGUGUCGGCUUUUUGGCGGUUAAACGCAAUUUUAGCCCGUAUCUAGCCGUAUCGCACGUUGUAAAAGGUGGCGUAGCUCACGAAACGGGUUUCAUAGAAGCUGGUGACAUUAUUCUUGAAGUGAAUGGAAAAUCUUUGGAAAACGUGCCCUAUCUCACGGCGUUGGAGAUUCUUGACAACAUUCCGACCGGGGAGACAUUGACAUUAAAAAUUUGUGCGCGGGAUGGGUUCCAUGCGCAUUUGGAAACAGCGUUCGACGAGAACGGCGUUGUAAAGACUGUUCGAACUACAAGACCUAAAACGCCGCCCAAUGUUAUAAGCAUGAACGGGAACGUCAAUGGAGAAACUCAUGAGUCGACAUCAGAGGAGUUGCGUUCAAAUGGAAUUUCAGAAAAAGAACGGCACGAAAAAGAACGGCUCCUACGCCACGAAGAAUCAUCAACAAAUUGCAAAAAAGUGGAGCAGGAAAUUCCCUACAACGAAAGCAAAGUAUGCAGAGAGUCAAUUGGCGUCCAAACAUGUCCAGUUGCAAAUGGAACAGUGAAGCCGCAGCAGCAAAAAUAUGUCAAGCUGCAAAACCUCGUUGACGGCAAUUACACGACCGAUACCCUUCAUCAAAAGGCCAUAAUUGUAAGUUGGAUAGAUAUAAAAUAAAAGUAGCAAAAACUUACCUUUUUUGCCAUUGAAACAGUUCAAAUGAAAAGAAAUAGGUUAAAGCUCGCAACUGGUAAGAAACUUAGUCUGGUAUCUUCCAUUUAUAUUGGUAACCUUCCUUUAGUCACAUUCCCAAUACUAUUAAAAGGAAGAUGCCGAUACACCAAAAAGCACUCGUCUCUCACCAGUGCCCACGUUUGAAUCACGAAAAAACAUCUCUAGUUGAAAGAGAAAAAAAAAACAAGUGUAAAAAAGUGACAUCGCUUUCUGGUUUUUCCCCUAAAUAUUUAAGUUCAAAAUACGGGCGUGACCCUUGACCCUUCGGUAAAAUGGAAAAUUAUGCAACUUCGGCGCCAUGUUCGUAAUAAACGUGGCCUAAGAAAAAAAUAUAUCGAUGCUAUUUUGACUAAUUCUAGGCGUCAUGCAUGCAAAACACAGCCAUUCCAGAUUAAAUUAUUCACAAAGUUGCUUAUAAAUGACAAUUAACUUAAGCUCACAAAGAAUUAUUACCAUUUGCAUGUGUGCAAUAAUUUCACGAUUGAUUUCGUUUCCUAGCCUGCGUAGCUAGGAAAUAAAUGGGCUAUUCGUUUCCAUUUUAGUUUAACGAACGAGCUGGCCUGGAUAUAAAUUUUGGAAGAUAUCGAGAUUCAAGUUUGCGCUUUUCAAUGCUCAAUGCUCAGCAACAUUGUAGUUAGAGAGUGAAAUUGUAGUCGCCACGCGAUUUACCAUGCUUUGGGUGAACACAAUUUCGACGUUUUUAAGCGUGCUGUUUGUUUAUGUUUGUCAAGCAGUUGUUAGUGGGUGGGCGCGAGAAUAGCCGAUAUGGUGCGCUGAAUUAUUCGUCUUCCGGAAUAACUUAAUAAGGGCAAUACCGGGUAUCUGAGAUAUUGCCCUUUGUACUAAAUUAAGGAGCAGCUGAAUCAAAGCAUUCAUCCUGUUCGCAUUUUUGAGAUAAAGGGGGGGCCCUGUCAUCCGGACCCUUAGAUAAGGGAGGGGGGGAGCGAUCUCCCAAAAAAGUUUUUUCGGCCCUUCGGGCCUCAGUUUGGUCUGGAUCCGUCACUGCAUUUAUUCUUAAGCAAGCGAGAUUACAUAAUAUAUGGCUUGUUCAAUAUGAUCAUUUGAAACUUGGCACUUGUUAAAAUGUAGUUGAUAAUUUUUUUACCACUCGCUCGCAAAAACUCUUUAGUGUGCCGAUCUCUGUGUAACACUCUAACGUUUCUCCUCAGCCAGUGCAUUGCACCGCGGGUCGUUGUGUAGGUUCCUUGAUGCAGCCCUCCGGUGGAGAGGCCCCAUCUAAGAGGUCUUAUGGUGUGCCAAGGGAACCAGAAGAAGUCAUGAUCCAAGCUAAGGACUUCCUGCAACAGUAUUAUGGAGCUAUGAAACUGUAAGCAUUGUAUGCACGUUCUCUUCUACGCUUUUCUCUAUCAUGCCCCUUUGCUUUUGCUGAAGGUGGUACUUGAUACACUUUACAAAGGGUCAGACCGUUGAUCUUUUCCAGACUGAGAGUCAAAUUUAAUUCUCGCGCCAGACAUGGGAUUCUAGCUCUUCAUCGUAGGAUUAAGUGAAGAAUUUGUAGUUGAACCAUUUGACUGAUAAAGCAAAGAGAAAGGUGGACAACCCACAUAUGGCGUCAAGGUCAACUCGGGACUUAGACCCAGGCCACCUUGAUUGGAGGAGAGUGCCCUCACCACUGCACCACCCUUGCUCCCUUGCUCCCCAACAGGAAAGAGUACAGUAUUGCUUCUUAAGUAGCACUCAAAUCCCGUAUCCCGAAUCCCGCACGGUAUAUCAGUCUAAUCCCGGGUGCUGAGAAUACUACUACAUCAAAAGUAAGGGUUCACGUGAUUCGUUCCGAGUCUCGUUUUGUUUUUAAUUCAGUCAGGACAGCCAAGCCCAUCAACAGCGUUUGGCUGAGGUGAUGAAAGAGAUUGAGAGGAAUGGAACCUAUGAUCUGACGGAAAAAGAACUGAUCUUCGGCGCAAGAAUGGCUUGGAGGAACGCGUCAAGGUGUAUUGGUCGGAUACAGUGGAAUAAGUUACAAGUCAGACUGCUUACUAUUUUGGUGUUAUGAUAAUAAAAAUUUUUGGAUGAGGUUUUUAUGACUUUAGUGAUUUCCGGAAUAAUCAAGGUAGGUAGGUUGGAGGUAAGUGUUGCUGAUAACACUUACGGAGACCUUGAUUGUUCUGGGUAUCACAAAAACCUCAUAGAAUAAUUGUAUUACUAGAAAUACGUGCAUCGCAUAACUUCGCGAAGGUCGGGGGAGGGAGGCCCGUAAAAUCUCAAGGAUGGGAUGGUGGGAGAGAAAUAGAGUAAGUUGAGGUGAGGGCGGGUUUUAACAACGGCUCUCGUAUUGAAAGGUGAUAUACACUCUUUUUCCUUUGCUUGGAAUAAUCUCGAACCCAGUGCCCUAGCUUUAAAAAGGGCCUGAGAUCUAUGAAGGGUAGUCAUACAUCAAAAGAUCUAUAAAACCUAACUAUUAAGUAUAAUGGUAUUUAAAAUGAUAAAUAUAUUCCUAAGCGCGCGCGACAAAAUUAUAAACCUUCGCUACGAGAGGGCCAAAUCUUAUUACAGUACAGUCGAACCCACCAGUAUAAAGCUAGUUUUGAAGAAUCCCGUUGGGCUAAAACUGAAUUUACCCCUAUGUACAAGAGCCUUUUUAGCCUAAAAUUUGAAAACAGAUACAUUUUCUAAUGAAUUGCCAAUGAAUUUCAAUCCAUGGUUGAGUUAAAUGCAAGAUUAUAAAGCGCCAUUUAAUUUUAUAUUUGUGUAGAGUGUAAUAACCUGUUAGACCUGCCCGAGUGUAACUAGACAAGGCAACACAGUCAGUAGAUGUUUGUUAUGAUCUGAAGGAGGACUUCAAAAUUCAUGUGAUCACUGCAAUUUUUCUUAAGGUGGUCAUUUGGUAUGCAGAGUUUCUAUGUUGUUCACCUGAUUCGAAUAUUUUUUCUAUUGUGUAGCUCUUUGAUGCUCGAGAUGUGAACACACCUGCAGAAAUGUUUGAGGUGAUUUGUAAGCACAUCAAGUACGGAACAAAUAAAGGGAACAUAAGGUGAUCAUAUUAUGUUACGUCUUCUCAAAAUGGCCUUCAAACUUAGUUGUUACGUGCAUGUGCUCCUUCUCGUAUUGUCUUGGUCUUUAGACAAAAUACAGUCGAACCUUCACAAACGGAUUCGACUGUACAUUUGGUAUGAACGGUUCGCUAAGUUAACUUUAAAAUAGGAAUAGUUGUUACUCGUUGCUACCUUAUCUUCUUUGUUACUACAUUUAGGGUAGCUAUUGCGCUGAUCUUUAAGUUUUGUUGUCGCAGGUCCACUAUAACUGUGUUCCCACAAAGAAAAACUGCACAUGAGGACUUCCGUGUUUGGAAUACUCAGCUGAUUCAGUAUGCUGGCUACAAACAGCCGGACGGCUCCUGCGUCGGAGAUCCCGCUAACAUUGAGUUCACUCAGGUAAUAAAAUGAAACUACUAACCUUGUCUUUUCAACUUGAAGGUGUUUUACCACAUCCCACAACUGGCAUUGUAGUUUACCUUCCUCUAAGGUCCAAUUUCCGAAUGUUCUUCACGGCAGUGUUUUCUUUUGCUUUUAUGAGUUUCAUAAGUCCUUUUUUUUCUGCUAAAAAUUGUGCCUUGAGCUGCGCACGGCAUCUUUUUCAUCGUUAAGCUUUGUUGAAUUAAGAAUUUUCAAGGCUUUUCUGCCUUCAAGCUAGUUUCCAUUUUUUGGUUAGGUCGUUAUUCUUUUCUACUUUGUUGCUGGACUUUUUAUUUGCAGGGCGUUUAAACUUGAGAUCAUCGGAACAUGGCAAGUUUCAACACAAGUUUGUUCUUGACAUCCUGUCUGACUAAAACGGACCUGUCCUGUUAAAAAUCGUGCGCGUUUUAUCGCUACUACGCAUGCCAAAAUACGUUUGUACGAUAUCCUUGCUCUAUCACCUUUGGCCAAAUGCCAAACGUUCCUCACCUGUUAGUGUGGUCUCUCCAUUACAAUUAUUUCAUCGUAACGUAGUUGUUUUAGACUGCAAAACAGUCGUUUUUUUCCUCAAAAUCAGUAAAGAAAUCGGUAAAGCGUGGCGUAAGAGUCUUACGCGCGCGAAGCGCGCGAGCCUCACACGCCCGUAGGGCGUGUGAGGCGAGAGAAAGCCUCGUUUGACUGCUCGCGCGUACUUGAAUACGCAAAAAUACGGACUGUUUUGCAGUCUAUAGUUGUUUGUAAGCGCUGGUACUCUAUGUACUGCCAGCCUCUGUUGGCUGUAAACAUUGAGGCUGUUCUCAUUAGUUUAAACUUAAUAUGUGUAGCAGUUUCAGUUGUGUCAUGUUUAUGUAUUUAUCUUCAGAUUUGUGAAAAGCUCGGUUGGGAAGGCAAAGGUGGCCGUUUUGACGUUUUACCGUUAGUUCUUCAAGCUCAUGGGGGAGAUCCUGAAUUUUUUGAAAUUCCUCCUGAAAUAGUACUUGAAGUGGAAAUCAAACAUCCAAAGUAAGAGUCAGAAGUAAAAUACUGCCAUAUGUUAUCUUUUUAGUCUUGUCCUGCCUAGAUUAGCAUUAUAGCUAUUUGCAGGACAUAAAGUAUUGUAACUUUAUAUUUCUUUAAAUAAAUACAUUGUUGUUGUUGUUAGAGAAUUAAAAGUCCAUCGGCUGUUACCGGAAAUUUUGUACCGGCAAGUUUCCAAGAACUAAUGUACUCCUCCGAUCCGUACAAAGAAUAAACAUGUUGGUCAGUGCAGAUGACCAUCGCUCAACCUACAUUUGAUCUCCAAGACUAAGAGCGUAAACGUUCUCUUCCUUUUUGAUCCUGUGUUGGUAAAACGUGUCAUCAGAUUCUAUGACAGGAUUCGCACAGUCUUGAAAAGUCCUUGAAUGUUAGGGGAAGUCCUUGAAAAGUCCUUGAAUUCCAUUUUUCCUUGAAAAGUCCUUAAAUUUCUGUGCGAGUCCUUGAAAAGAGCUUGAAUUUUCUUCAACUUUGAAUGCAGUAGCCUGGAAAGAAUUUUUUGAUGCUUUUUGGUAGUCCAAGACAGUAUAUAAAUCGUAGCUCAGUGAAUGUAAAGGUCAUUGACAUAAAGUGCUCCAUGUUUUAUGCAAUAAUUAACUAUCAGUUUAAGACAAGUGAACUGAAAAAUGUAGAGAAUUUGGUGAAACAAACAGUUAAAGCCUUAAAGUCUUAUUAGAAUAUACGGGGAAUAUGCAUUUUUGUACAAUCUGUGAAAUUAUAUUCCUAGUAGGUUGUCCUUGAAAAUCUAAUGUGGUCCUUGAAAAGUCCUUGAAAAAUGGUUGCAAUUUUUUGUAUGAACCCUGUAUGAUGUUACUACUUUGAACCUUUUUUGGAAAUUGUUUGGAGUUGCGAUUAGAGAUUUUGCACUCGUCUUAACCGAUUCAUCAUUCGAUUGUUCGAUCGACUCACCGACUGACGGAUGGAUGGAUGGAAGGACGGACGGGCGGACUGAGCCUUUGUGACUGAAUAAAUUUAUGACUCAAACUGACUUAUUGAGAGAUUCGUUGAUAGGUUUCUCUCUUCCUGUUGUUUUCUCAUAAGGUUUCCAUGGUUCGAAGAACUGGGUUUGAAGUGGUACGCAUUACCGGCAGUGUCAUGUCUAUGUCUGGAUGUUGGAGGAGUAGAAAUGCCUGCCUGUCCGUUCAAUGGAUGGUAAGUUCCCUGACUGGUGACCUCGCCGGAUACUAGAGACCUUAAGAUUCACCUUUUCCGUGUUCGGGUACGGGUAAAUUACCCGUGCGCGUAGCCGUAAAUACGGGGAGAUUGACCUUACACCAGAGAAACAGGUAGACUACUGGGUAGGACGGUAACACCAUUAUCAUAUCUGGGAAAUCAUGGCUACCAUUUAUACAACUACGUGGCGAACAUGGUCGCCUACCCGUAGCCGUAGGCAGAAACGGUGUAUCUUAAGGUCACUACUGCCUCCAGUGAUUAACGGGACAUUUCCCCAUGUCAUUUCCCGUUUGAGCCAUGUCUCUCAAUGCUGACCGCGCGUAAGGCAAUUGGUGCCUGAUGGGGUUACUGUAGGAAUUGCCUGAAGCGACGCUUAAGUAUUUUACUCGCGCAUUUGGGUCAAAUUCCCGUCAAAACUUGUUUUUAAAGAAUGACAAUUAUGCUCGAGUUAAAUACCUAAGCUUAGCAUCGGACUUUUCCUGAGGAGAAGUCUACACACCUGAUCCCUGAGCGCUCGAUCAACUUUAUAACACUUGAGAACUCUCAACUUUCCUUUUCCUUUCUUUUUUGUUUUGUUUGCAAUUUUUUUUCUUUUGGUGAACUGAGCUUAUAAGUCUAUUUCUCCUCAGGUACAUGGUGACAGAAAUUGGUGCACGCGAUUUUGCAGAUCCCAUGCGAUACAAUAUGUUAGAGGUGGGUUACCGUUGUCAGCAUACUAGCUAAGUGCGUAGUAGGUCUAUUCCUUAGUGUUAAACCCUCCUGACUUGUCCCCAAUCCUCUCUAUUUAAAUCGCACGCGGAGGGAGGAACGCGAAACGCGUGAACGCAUGAUCGAAUGGCGCGUGGAGGGUGAUGGGAAGAGAAGAUUUCCUCCUUCCUGUCAGCCAUCGGGCUCCCCUUGACUGGCUUCUCUCGUUAAUAUUCACAGGAGUCUGAGAGAUGACCGGGGACGAGUCAGCUAUCUCUGCCUAAGGCGUAAGCAAUGUUGUCAUUUGUUUUACUUUUUACUUUCGUAGCCUGUAGCAAAACGAAUGGGACUUGAGACGAAGAGCUUUUCUUCUCUCUGGAAGGACAAGGCCUUGGUGGAAAUUAAUCUUGCAGUGUUGUACAGUUUCCAGGUUUGUCUUCCCUUUCCAAGGUUAUCUUUGGUGUUACACAUACCACCAAGGAAUUACUUCUUAUAAAUAAAAUUUACUGAAUAUAUUAAUAAAGUUUCAUAGUCAUAAGUUCGACCCUGAGCUCGCUUAUGAACCAAUGUAUCCCCAAAAAUAUCAGUAUAAGAGUCUUGGAAACCACCCACCUACCCCUCUUCAAAACCAACAUCAAAACUAACUUCUUACUCAGGACAAAAUGUUGGGCUGGGGAAGGAGUAGAUAGCCAGCUUCCCAGAAUCUUAGAAUGAUCAACAAAGUAAACCGUUUGGAAGCUUACGGGCCUGCGAGAAACCCUACCGGAAAUAAAUUGUCAACAAGGUGGCACUCUUAGCACACAAAACUAACUGAAGAUAUUAAUAUGAUUUCGAACUUAAGAAUUUCCACGUUUCGUCAGCUUCUAUUUUUCGCUCAUAGAAAUCUCAGUCUAGUAGUCUUGCACAUCCAGAGCAAGUGCCGGGGUUGCCCUCAUUUUUGAGGGUAAGGUCGUAAUUCUGUUUUUUGCCCUUUAAAAAUUAGGGAAGUUAAGCAAGGACGUUUUUGAGCGAUGCGCGUCAACCGGAAUUGGCCCUUUUGCAAUACUGGACAGCAAUUUUCCCAAAUGUUCUGACAAUUCGUCUCAAUAAGAGUAACGAUACUUAGCAAGACACAUUUGGUAGCAUCAAGGUAUAUUAAAAGGGAAAAGGCCUCACUUCCUGUUGACGUGCGUCAACGGCUUAAGCUUCCUACUGAAACCUCUUUCGCCAACCUCGUUCCCAGGGUCCUCUCCUACUCGUCCCCAGAAGCGAGAGAGGGGAGGAACAGGAGAGGACCCUGAGAACGAGAUUGCUCUUUCAAUCACAGAAGUUUUUUUAAUUGUUUAAUAACUGAAAUUUGGUAGUUUCUGGAAAUUUGGUGCAGCAUUGAAAAUUGUAAUAUGUGGUCCUUUACUGUUAUCUUUUAGAAAGCUGGAGUGACCAUCACUGAUCACCACAGCGCCUCGGAGUCUUUCCUGAAGCAUUUUGCGAAUGAGGUUUGUUGUCUGUAUGCUUACAGUUUACAACAGUUUACUGUCGUUUUAUGGACCGUUAAUCAGCGACUAUACUGUAUGGUGUAUUGUCUUGGAGCUCUUUCAAUCUGGCGCUAGGAGGCCCUAGAGGUGUAGCUGUUUCUCCCACAUAACCAUGAUCGCAGCGUUCAUAUUAAACAUGGUAGAUCACAUCGCAUCGCUCUAGGGUUAGGUUAUAUCUUUCUCGCGCUGUUGUUAAACGGCUUGUGAUAGUAAAAGAUUCACUCUAUGUUGUUUGAAAUAAUUAACAUGCACUAAACACUAAAUGAUAUUGUUAUAACAGCGCACGCUCUCAUUGGCUACUUCGAGGUCAUAUGAUAUCUAACAAUAAAACUGUAUCCCGCCAAAAUCUCUGAGCGGGCAACAUAGCAAAAUCUAUGUUGUUAGAGGGUAAGUGCACUGUUCCCCGCGAAUGUUGACCAACGACGACCGUGGUUAAGUGAAUUUCCAGCUAUUUAACAAAUCAUUUUAAGACUGGUCCCUCGGGAAACAGUUAAUUUUUUUUUACUCGAAUCUCGACUUCGCCUCGCGAAACAUUAAGAUUCUCGGGAAACAAAAUAAACUGUGUCCCGAGGCUCCAGUCAUUAACUGUUUAAUGUUUGCCUCGAUAGAUGAAAUUCCGCGGGGGCUGUCCUGGAGACUGGGUGUGGAUUGUACCUCCUAUGUCAGGCAGUGCCACUUCUGUUUUUCAUCAGGUUAGUCUAUAAAGUGAUCUUAGACCGUUUUUGGAAUGUCGUAAAAUUCCGAAAAUAAGCCCCUCCAAAUAUAAGCCCCCUCCCCCCCCCCCCCCCCCCCCCAAAAAAAAAAAAUCAUAACUCCAAAAAUCCCUUGUUAAAUCGCCCCUCCGAAUAUAACCCCCGGGGACCUAUACUUGGAAACUACCCUAAAAUACAAAAUAAAAAAGCAAAAACAGUACAGUAACCUAUUUUUUUAUUACUGAUUUAUCAAAGAAUUAUUACUUGUGCCAAAUGAUUGUAGUGAAAAAGCGACACAGUUAAUUGCUAUCUGCGUGGUUCACUCUUAAAUCUUGGCUUGGAUUUGUUUUUGUUAAGAUUCAUUUUUUCUUGUGAACAGUGUACCGUACCUUAUUAUUGACCUUUCUUACCUUUGAACUGAGUAUUGCGUUUUCACUAAAGUAAUUUGCGGUUGCCUUUUUGGUAAGAUUCCUUUUUUCGAGUGAACAGUGUACUGUACCUUAUUAUUGAUCUUACUUUUCCUGUGAACUCACACUAAUUUUUAGGGAGUUAUUAUCACUCCAAAAAUAGAGUACAAAUUUUCGGUACAGGAUAACCCCUUGUUGGGGUUACUUUAACUCCUCAAUAUUAGCUCCAAAUCUGGGGUGAUUUUUACUCCUGGAAAAGAGUUCUUUAAACUCCUUUUUGGAGUUAAAAUAACUCCGAAAAAAAAUAAUUCCACUGUAAGGAGUUAAAUUGACCCCACUAGAGGAGUUAUAAUAACUCCUUGAAAAUUACUGUGCUGAGUAUUGCGUUUUGUUAAGAUUCAUUGUUUCGUGUGAACAGUGUACCCUACCUUAUUAUUCACGUUACCUUACCUGAGAACUGAGUAUUGCAAUUUCAGUAAUUCAAGUACUGAAUUUGCUGUUGCGUUUUAUGUUUGCGUGGCUGAGCUUAGAAAGCUCUACGUCCUCACGUCGAGUUUCGGUAAAAACUUCGUGUCAAUUACUGACAUAAAUUUCCUUCCAACUAUAAGCUACCCAAUCAAUUUUCAGACAUAAAUUUCCUCCAAGUAUUUGUCUAGCCGAUGUUGUAAAGCAAAUCUCCCUCCGAUUUAAGCCCCUCCAAAAAUAAGCCCCUCAAAAAGGAAAGGGCCUUUGAAAACUAUAAGCCCCGGGGCUUAUUUUCGGACUUAAGGUAUUGCUGUCCUUAGACAAUUUUUUUAUGUUUUCGCUAAAUUGGCUUAGUUUACGAAAUCUCCUUUAAACGCUUUUGUUUCUCUUUAAGACCGAACAUCAAGAAAGAAGGAUUACACAAUUCUCAUGUACUCGAAAAGAACUACUUUUCACAUAACAUUGGAAGUUCGUAAAAACAAGGGAGCCGCAUGAUUUAAAAUAACGAAUGAUGUUGGGUUUUUUUUGUUCCCCCCAGGAAAUGCUGAAUUACUCUUUAAAGCCUAGUUAUGAAUAUCAGGUACGUGUUUUUGGUACUGGUGUUGUUACAAGGACGACGGAACUCCUUGUGCACCGUUACUGUGAUUGCAAAGCUCAAUUAUGGUUGCUGGAUCGCAAACAAUUUCCUCCGACUUUGAAUUUUAUGUUACCGGUAAACCUCUUCGUUGGCUUCACAUUGUAAAAGUGAUAUUCAUGGGUAGUAACAUUCACUGUUGUUUAUUAAAGUGGAUUGCCCGUUCCAGGCUUUCAGAUGGUAAGGAGCGUACUAGAUGAUGAGCGCAAAUGAAAAAAGGAAAAGGAGGGGAGACUGAGGCAUCGCCCCAGUCUUCCCUGGUUUUUUUCCCUCGUCAAAUUUUCGCCUGCGCUGUACUGGAACAAGCUAUCCAGCUAACCGCCAGCACACCAGAGAUGUCCACUGGCUAUCUGGAUUUUUCUGUUUAGUUAGUUAGUUAGUUUCUUUGUUUGUUUUAAUGCAUUAUUUCGCUUUUGUAGGAUAGUGCGUGGAAUCAUUAUUCAUUUGAGAAACACCAAACAUCUCCGAAAAAGAAAGCUUCUUUUAAAGAAGUUGCAAAGUGAGAGUUUUAUUUUCUUUCUUUAACCUCGACUUAUCGUUUUACUUUAAGAAUCCAUGUUUUCCUUUUGGGAAGAAAAUAUCGGUUGCCUUGUGCUCAGUACUAUACACCUGAAAAAAACUGACGUCACUGCUUCCAGUUACAGCUAUUUAAUAGGGUAUGAAAACAUGGGGAACAAGAAUCAAUAGUCAGUAACAAGAGAAAAUGAGCUAAGCAUGUCGCGUUCACGUGAAAGUAGACCUCGCGGGUCACAGAAAAAGCAGACAAAAAUAACCCCGCCCCACGCGCGCGAACUUUAAAUAGAUUUCAAAUAAUUAUCAUGGGGCACAGGAAUUCCCUCUCUUAGCUUAUUCUCUCUUCUUUCUCUCUUGUCAUUUAAUAUGAUCUUAUUAUUGGAUUGCCUCGAGGCGGGUAUCGGAGGAGUUAAUAAUGGCAAUGAUAAUAGAUCAGGUUAAUAAUAUUUGUUCCCACCAAACAUUUAUUUAAAAAAAAAUAACCUUUACAGGGAUGGCUAUAAAGUCGUCGUGCGUGUUUCUUCUCUCAGACAACUUUCUCUCGUUUAGUUUUAAAGAAAUAUGAAAAUAAUCUUUGGUGCUGCUUUCUUUGUUAGCUUGUGCUGGGGAAAUGUACCUACUUUUGCCUUUUCAGUUGUGGCGAUAAAAACCUCUUUUUGCUUUCCAACAAAGGCAAGAGCGUUUUUAUGUACUAAUGAUUUUAAGUGUUGUUUUGUUUCUAUUUAUAGGGCAGUUAAAUUCUCCGCGAAGCUGAUGACCAAAGCAAUGGCCAAGAGACAGAAAGCUGUUAUCUUUUACGCGACAGAAACUGGCAAAUCCGAGCGCUACGCUAAGAUGCUUGGGGAGCUCUUCUCACACGCUUUUGAUCCAAAGGUAACAAGCCAUUGAUGAAUCUAUCCCCAAUUUUCACUUCUAAAAGCUCCCAUUAUUUAAAUGAAAGUAAAAAGAUAUUCAAAAAACUUCACAACUUCUGAAAGGAGUGAUAGCGACCCAAACUAGGCGCGCGCGCAUUUAUGGGAUUAUAUGGGGAGACGCGAAUGUAAACAAACAUGGCGGAAAGCGAAGUGGAAUGUUUAAAACAGUUCAAAAUAGCAAAACGGAAGGUGGAAUUGAAAGAAGAAGAAAACAUAAAAACGUGAAGCUGAAGGAAGAAGAUGUGCCUGGGGCGAUUCUACCCCUUGAGAAAAACCACUGAGAAGAAUGCUAUCGGAGUUCAACUUUAAAUUAGCUUUCCAAAGCAAACGUACGUAUUCUCGCUGGAUACGUCUUGUUUUUGGUGUUCUAUAAUAUGCCAGACGAGGGGAGUUCCUGAAGUUAAUUGUGCAUAAAGGCACACAACAACUUGCGCGUCUCGUCAUAAUUCAAGAUGGCUGCUCGACUUGUCCCCCUAAACAAUCCCAUAAACACAAGACAAGAUGAAAAUGCGCACGCGCUAAGUUUGGGUCCCAGGCUAUUCUAAACCAUUAUCACAUCGUUCUCAUGCAGUUAUUUUCACUGUGGCCAAUCGCAGUCCUUGUAUAUAAACGUGGUUUAUUGUAAUCAAUGCCACGAAGGAUAGCGCAGAAUAGAAAACAUAUAAUCACCUGAAAAGGCCAAUCAUCAAAAGGGAGCCCUCUGAUUGUCUUAAACUGAGCUGUAGUGUAAGUUAGAUAUCGUUUAAACUCUUAGCCUCAGUAUCAGGCUUUGCUGUGGGCAGGGAAAAGGAGAGGGAAACGGCCUUCUUUUUGCUCCCUGCAAAUAUCUCGCAAAUAUGUAAAUACUGAGGACUAAAUAUAUGGCAUACAUGGUAAAUGUCACAUUUGCGUAUGGCCAAAAAACAGGGGUUGUAAAUAACUAGGCAAAUGUGGCAAAAUGUGGAGCAAAUUUGUGCAAAUCCAUUUUAUCGUCCCGUGAUUACAGGGUAGUAAGCUUACUCCUUAGGUUUCGCGCGCCUUGUGCAUGAGAGGACGAAUUACUUUUAGACGUUAUUCGAAGUCAUAAACCUAACUGAACUAUAGUUCACAAAUGUUGGUUAAGGUUUGUAGGUCUAGUUCUUGUAGUGAACUAAUCAAUCAUAUGAUUGAUUGCCACCAGGUUAUCUGCAUGCAGGACUACACGUAUCCAGACAUGGAAAAUGAACAGCUUGUUCUUAUUGUGACCAGUACCUUUGGUAACGGAGAUCCUCCUGAAAACGGAGAGGUGACUCAAUACUAGUCAAUUAUGAACAUCCUUCCCCUUCCCCUUUCACUCUUCCCUCUUCCCCGCUCACUGGACAGUAGAAUUCCGUCCUUUAGUAUUUUUCCUUUACUACUGCCGCCCGUCCAACCGGAGUCGUUAAAAUUCUCUCGAAAAAACAAUGUUGAAAAUAACCCCUACAAGUUUUAGAUAUCUCUUUUGCGUUUAUCUAAUCAUGGUCGUGAAAUUCUCAUUUCCAUAUGGUUGCCCUCACUCAGGAUAGCCUUAAGCAACUUGGGUCAUUUUCUCAAAUGUCCAUUGCAGCUAUUUCUCUUUUUCUGAGAGUGACUGUAUUUAACACAAUCGCAAAGAGAGAAAGCCGCAUGUUUUUCUAGAAGCCUUUUCUCGAUUUUGGCGCACUCGAGACUGAAAGACUCGGCAUGAAUCGACUAAGAUCGUCGCUUGUUAUUGGGAUACAGUUUCGAACCCACGCCUAAUAGCCGCGCUUGGUACUGCGGGAUCAGUUAUGACCAUCGGAUUAUCACUAAAAACGGAUGCUCGUACUAGGAAAACCAGUCUGUCCAGUCGUCUGACCAAUCUCGUUUCCAGAGUCUGCGUUACCCUUGUCCAGCGAAACGGUCCUUGUUGCCUGUUUCACUGGACAAAGGUAACGUGGACUCUGGGAACGAGAUUGCAAUCUGACGACAGAGAGCAAGAUUGAGCAGUCCAGACGCUCGAGUUUCGGCGACUUCAAAGGCUUUACCCCCUUUUCUCCUCCUUGCUCAAGAAAACAAAACUAGAGUCUGCUCGCAGGUUGCGUGUCAGUAUCAUGUCUCUUAAUUUCUGCGCCUUUCUUCUGCUUAGGGAUUUGCUCGGUACCUGUACGAACUCCGUCACCCACCGGAAGGGUAUGUAACGAAGUACUUUGCUCAAUUUUCGUUCUUAAUUUACUUUUUUUGUGUGUUGAAGCCCAUAAAAUGCAAACUAUAAUUAGUUCCUACUACUUGAGUAACUUUUUUUCUCUUUCUUUCUUUUCUUUUUUUUUUUUUUUUUUUUGCGUGUCAAGCUAUUCACUCUGUCCUUGAAAACUUGAUUUGAUUUGGUAAAUAAAUGAUUAUAUGGUUAGUUGUAAUCAUUGUAAUCACCCUCUAACCAGGGCAUUCCACCAACCUUGUCCCGUCUAACGACCGUGUCUCCACUAGUCUGCACUGCUUUUCACGAGGAAGAAAGGUAAAAGACUUCGAAGCGCAUACAAAAGGGAGUGCUAACACAGCUGUUCACGAAUAUCACCGUAAAUUAUAACGUUCUAUUGGUUUCAGAAGUCGAUCAGCGCGUAACAAGCUAACACAGCUUGGUAGCUUGUUGGUUCAAAAGGAGAAAGAAAGGCACAUUGAGAUUAAGAAUGACAGCCAACCCCUGGCUAAUCUUAGGUAAUAUUACAUGCUUUGAUGCUCUAAAAUUCCUUACAACUAAAUGACCUUGGUCUCUUAUUCGUGUUGCGCUGUUAAGGUGGACUUCCACUGCCGCGUAAUUUUUACGUACUUGCGCACGUUAAUCUUACGCACUUAAACAAAAUAGAGGCAAUGUAUAAAGGGUCGCGCUCAAGGGUAAAGUUGAGCGAGGUUCAACUUUUGCGUUCACAAGCGACCUUUCAUACAUUGCCUCUAUUUUAUUUAUUGACUUAAAAAUUACGCGACAGUGGAAAUCCACCCUUAUACUUUUCAAUUCUUUCUGAAAUUUAACUUUAUCUUUUAAACUUGCACCUUUAAAAGCUCUUUGUUUCUUGUCUUUUACCCUUUCAUUCAAAGUUAAAGAAUUUAAUUCAUUAAAUUUGGAGAUCCUAUAAUUGGUACCCAUGUUAUUCUUCAUUGUAUCAGUGAUAGAAAUUUGCGCUAUUGACUAAGCGUUAGGUCAAGAGGGCUAAAUAUUGCCCAAGUUCGUCGAGGUCAAUAAAAACGCAAAUAAAGAAAAUGCCAAUAUUCAUCCAUGUUGACCAAACAAACUUGGUAAUGAAAGAAUUCAUUCAUAUGGCCCUGAGAUCAUCAUGAUUUUCCUUGGGGUACCAAAGCGGGAAAUCCCGAUCGGACAAGGUAAGCCCAUCUUGGCUGCUCGGGUGGCCAAUCAGAACACUGGAUUCGCUUCGUCUUGACCGCUCGCGAAACCAGCCACACAAUAAGAGCUUUUAUAUUAGUUGACUGAACGUACAAGUUUUUUCCAAGAGGAUAGUACCUCUUAUUGCUUUAGAUUAUGGAAGAAGUAUGAACCACUGACCUUGUAUUCUCACGAAACUGAGUAACUCUCAAUUUUUAGGUACUCUGUGUUCGGCCUUGGUUCCAAAGCUUACCCAAACUUCUGUGCGUUCGCUCGCUCUCUCGACAAGAUCAUCCGGGAACUUGGCGGCGAACCAGUGUUGAGAAUGGGGGAAGGAGACGAGCUUUGUGGUCAAGAGGAGUCAUUUAAAGUGUGGGCUAAGGACGUGUUCCAGGUAAUUACCUCUGAAUUUCACCGGUAUCUGGGGGACAGGAAUUAAAGCUUCAAAAUCGUUCUUUUAUAUAAGCCUGUAGCGCACCCCCACUCAGCCAAUGAGCAUGCAGAAUAGGCCAUGUGCACGAUAGCGUCAUUCUACUACCAGGACCGGAAUCCUUUUUGUUUUGCCUUACAUAGUCAAGUUUGGUAAUCCAAGCGGGGUAUAAAUAACAAAAGCCCUAAUUUGUGCAAGAAACCGAUAGUAAAAUGAGGUCAUCGUACAAAUGGCUUAUUUUUGCAGUGUGCGAAGUUUGAAUAUUAUAAAUUAAUUAGUCUGCAAAACAGCCGCAUUUAUUUUCUGCAUCGUUGAGGAAUUUUUUAAGUCAUCAAACGAAAGGUCUGGAGCGAGCAGAGACUAAAGAGAAAGGCUAAAAUACAGCAAUACAGGGGUUUUUUUUCUCUCGCUUCACACAACGUACGGGCGUGUGACGCUCGCUGGCUCUUUCCCAGGCGACCAUCCACUCUUUUGAAGCUACUUGCCUUAGGACUUAGCGACCAGGAAAUAAACUGACCGUUUGGCACUCUAAGGUUAAAUCGAAUUGUUGUUUAUUUUUUUUCGUAUCCUAGGCCGCGUGUGAUUUAUUCUAUAUCAGUCAGGAUGAAAUCUCCAAGGAGGUGUCAAGUUCAUUGGAUAGUGUAUCAAGUGGCUGGAUACCAGGCCGUUUUCGGCUUACUAUAAACUCUUUAGCAGACAAUGAAGGAAAUCAACUGGCUCAAGGUAUUAAUUGUACAAGGUUUGACUCAAGUUAUUGGACCCAGCAUAACCAUUGUUUUAUAAGGAGAGAUCCACCGUUUUUUCUUACGUUUUGCGGAUAAAGACCAGUAAGCGAAUAUCCAUUUACACUGCUUGAUAGAGCCAUAGAUCUAUUCGGCUAACUCAGUGUUGUACCCAAUUCAAAUCUCCCGGGGUUAAGAUUCUUUGUGUAUUGUAUUUGCGUUAUAAUGUGGAAUUCACAUUUAAGGGCCUGCUUACAUGGAGUGGGGGACCCCGGUCUAGUGGGGUUGGUUUCUUUGUUUUCACGCUCUAGGGGACACAAAACAAAAGAAACCUACCCCACUAGACCAGGGUCCCCCACUCCAUGUAAACAGGGUCUAAAUGAUAUGGAAAUUCCUGAAACAAAACGUUUUAUUCCCAAAGGGUUUGAAUUGGGUACAACAUUGAGUUAGCCGAAUAGGUCUAUUAAUUAAGAAACUUACCAAGUGUAAAGGUGAUAUGUCCAAGGCCAGCGAAGCUAUAGCAUCGCAAAGUCGCGAAAUAUGACACGUUUGUAUGGUUGGGGGCACGAACUUGCCAGCCACGAGUUUGUAGAGUCAUGCCUUCUUCGGAGGAUCUAUGGGGCCAUAUACCGUGGUCAAACUUUCUGUUAGGCGUUUGACCUCUAAGGAAAGACAUCCUUUUCUGUGUUACUUUGAAUGUUAAAGGUGCGCUAUGAGUCAACUAAAACUUGGAAGUUUUAGUUUUAAUUUGUUAGCUUUUUCCGUGUGCUUUGUAGGUUUGUCACACAUUUGUGGGAAACCAGUGCGGCGUGCGACUUUGUUAACGGUGAAAAACUUGCAGUCCUCCGAUUCAAGGUCAGUUAAAGUGAAUAUUCAGUAAUAACCAUUAAAAGUCACACCAUAAGAUGCUGGUGAAUAUAAUGGGUGGUUUUGUAGUCGAAGAUUUCUGAACUCGUUGUGUAAUAAUUAUUGUACAAUAUACUAUUCAUUUCAAGGCACUUACGCAGUCAUUUUGACGCCUGUCUUUCCUUUCAAAAUUGAAAAAAUGUGUGAGGGAGUGUCGUAGACAUGCCAUGGUAACCCUCUGUUCUUUUCUUCAUUUUAGUCGUUCUACUAUCUUAGUCCGGCUCAAGAAAGAGAAGAACAGUGAGCUGCAGUACAAACCUGGUGAUCACUUGGCCAUUUUUCCCGCCAAUCGCCCUGAAUUGGUUCAAGGUUUGAUUGACAGACUGUCUGGUGACGUCGAUCCAGAUUUACCAAUUGCUGUCGAGGUCUUGCGUGAAAUCAAAGGUAAGUUGCAGGUCUCAAGUUUGAGGUCCCUUUUAGUAUGAUCAUGAUCAUUAUCAUGGUCAUCAACUUGAAUAUAGUCGACUGAUCUCCACUAACGGCCACCUCUCUACAAUGGUCACUUUCUUCUGUCCCCAAGGUGGCCGUUGUAGAGGUUCAACUUUAUUUUUAUUGUCAUUAUAGUUAUAGUUUUUUUCAACAUUUUUUCUAUCAUAAUCAGUGAUAAUCUAGAUCUUAUUUCUACUGUAAACAUAACCAGCACGUAGUCUACUACACAGCCAUUCUCAUUUGAGUCGUGUCGCAACGCUCCUCCUUCAUCGUGAUCAAAUUCAUGGUCUUUAUUAUCGUCUCCAUUAAAAUUACCGCUAUUAUCGUCGGCGUUAUCAUCAUCAUAAUCAUUAUAAUCAUCAAAAUCUUAAUUAGUGUUACAGUCAUCGUCGUUUUCAUGAUUGCUAUCUUCAUCAUAGUCAUAUCAUCAUCAUCAUCAUCAAAACCUUUAUUUAGACAAGCUUGUGGGUCGUGUUAUGUACAAGAUAAGAGUUAAAUUUCAAGAUAGGAUUUAAAAUUAUGUAGAUUAUAAAAAAACAAAAUUCCCCUAAAAUCGUUUUCGUUGUUGGCUGGCACUGGUGACAUAGAUACAGUUGACAAGGCAUAUUGCCUCGAAGUUAGCUUGUUAUACAUUAAUUUUCUGUUAUGUGGAAGGCAACUACAGGAAAAAUACAUCAGUUUAUGGUGCAAAACGUAGAAUGAGCCUCGUCAGACAUUUGGUGUGAUUCUCUUGCCAGGUCUUGUUGGUACAGCUAAGAAAUGGGAGCAAUUCAACCGCCUUCCUUCGCCCAUCACAGUGCGAGAGGCGUUGACUCGUUACCUUGAUAUUACAACCGUCCCAUCUCCUCAGUUCAUUAAAAUCCUAGCCUUAAAGGUAAAUUUCGUCUUUUCUUACUAGGGAUUAAUAGAAUCAGAUUUUUAGACUGCCCUCAAUCGGGAUCAGAGAUCAGUGAGAGGGCAAGGAAUUGCCAAGUUGCUCAAUAGAUUUUUCUCUUUCUCACCGUCAUAAUUGAUGUUAGAAUACUCGUGCAGAAUAGCCCGACAAAAACUGCUGUGUGAAGGGAGCACACUGUCAGAAAUACGCUUGGGUUUUAAGUUCCAGGGGGGACAUUCGGUGGAAAACAGUCGCUAAAGGGUGAGAAUGGAUGUCACAUCUUAUCCUUGAACGUUUGUUCAGUUGUAAUUUUUCAUUUUUGUACAGAGGAUGAAGUUGCGACACUGUUUUGUUCGGAUUUUGGGAAAGUCGACGUGGUUCUUUCCCUUGCAAAGGUUCGCUUCUUUUUUAGCCUGCGAGCAUGCUGACAGCUCAAGGGUUAAGGUCAAAAUGGUCAAAGAAACUACCCCGUUUCUGUCACCCCCACCCCCCUCUCCCUUCUAUCAAAAUCACCAACGCACCAAAGUAUAGAGCCUUCUGGUAGAAUACUUAUUUAAGCCCCAGAAUAUAGUUUUUUUUUGUAUCUAUUCAUUAAAGCUUAAAAGCGUUUAACCACUAAUUCAAGUUCUUAUCAACCCUUUUUCGUUCAUUCAAAGUUUAUGUUGUCAUUUUUUCUGCUCAAAAAGCAAUCCGAAUACUUAUGUAAUUUUCUAGGCCGCUGACAAAGAAGAUAAAGAGAAGUUGGAAGUCCUCAGCGAGGUGAGGCUUUUGUGCACUACAUUUUACGUUGGUAGCUUUUUAAGAGUAUGGGCUGACACAAAGAUUUCAGUUUUCUGGGUAUAACCAUUUAGUAGGCCAGAAAUUGAACAGCUGGGAAGUUCUAUAUCCCGGGGGGGGGGGGGCCCCCAUAGAAAAGUGACGGAGAUGCUCGUCGUCUCGCUUUAGGGCUUAUAUUGCGGAUUUUGGUCACCCUUAGAGUGUUUGAGAUGGAAAGUCACUAUAUUUGCCCAUUCAGGUAUCGCUUAGGACGGUGCAUAAAGAAAUUUACAAAAAAUGCCCUGACACUGACCACACAGAAAUCUCCCUUGGAGUUCAGUUUAAGCUUGAGCCACGCCCACAUUGGUCUCCCUUGGGGGUUUAAUUGGAAUUUUCCGCCGAUCAUCCCCGUUACUUUUUUAUGGGAGUCCCCCUGGGUUCUAUAUGUUCUAUCUUCCUUUUGUUUCUUCUCAAAGUAUCCGGCGGGUAAUGCUCACAGUAGCCGUGGGGGGAAUCCCCGGCGCCCGGUCCUUAAUGAAAGCCCUGGCCAACCCCUUUUUGAAAAACUUUGUGUUAUUAAAAAUAAACUAAAUGUCUUCUUUUUUUUCUUGAUGUCUUUCUUCACUCAGGGCAAUAACCGGUACGAAGACUGGAAGUUUGAAAACGAAUGUAACAUUCUUGACGUCUUACAAGAUUUUCCCUCUGUUCAAGUAUCCGCUGAUCUUUUACUUACACAGCUACCGCUGUUACAGCCGGUAAGGAUGUUAAUCACCCAACAUAUUACCAGUGCGCAACAACACCAAGAAUUUUGUCACUGAAAAAUGUUUUGAGGGUUGGUUUUCAGAUGGGACGACAACAUAAACUCAAGUGACGUUCGCAAACUGAAACGUACAUCCUUACAUCCUUAUGUAAAUUUUGUCUUUUCAUUAGGUAGUCACCGUAAAUUUCCUAAUUUACGCCCAGGGCGUUUAUUUAAUUUUAGAGGUCCAAGCGGGGGUGUUCAAUAGAUAGGAGGCGUUUAAAAGAGAGAGAUGUUUAUUCUCAUACCUGUAACAAGCUCAACAAAACUAAUAUGCUUUCAGCGAAAAUAUCAAGAGAGUUUAAAAAUAGAGGAAUAUCCACUCCAUCAAUUGAUACUUCUAGGUCGUCUAGAGAUCAUAUCGCUCUUUCAAAUCCCAACAACAAAUUCAAAAUCCUCACUCAGGCUUACUGUAUUUCCAUCGUUCUCUAUCCUUGCUUAAACUUGGCAUUACACAGGAUGAAAUACGCAAAACCCUGUUAAUCAACCAAAGAACUGAAUGAAUUAAAUGAUUUUGCUCCUUUUUGCUAAUUCCUGGUAUUUUAGGGUAAUUCUCAUAGGGGGCGUCUAUUAUACAGGGAGUGUUUAUUAGGUAGCUCAUUUACGGUAUUAGUAAAACGUUAUUGGAGGCUAGGAAUGUUAUUUCGCGUCUUUUUGCUUCGUAUGUGAAAACUGGCUCUUAGUAUUGUAGAGCUACAAUCUUCCCUGUUGUAACGCGCGUGUUUAUUGCAGUUUAUGGUCACUUGACAUCUACAACGAAACCCUUUCUUGCUAAAAGUUUUUUAGUCUUCAGCUGUCGACUUUGCGAAAACUGGAGGUGGAGGGCUAUUGUCACCCCGAACGUUGGUCGUAGUGUUAGUUAAAAAUGGUUUUGGUGCCCGCUUCCCCCUUUCAUAGAGCAAGAUUGCACUUGCGCACAGCACGUGACAAACAAUUGUUUUCCUAUCAACAGCGUUUUUACUCUAUCUCAUCGUCCCCAGACCUCUUUCCUGGUGAAGUUCAUCUCACUGUAGCAGUUGUUCAAUAUGUUAAAAGAGGUAAGCAGGCGACCCCAUAGUAAUACGUUUCUUGGCACUGUUCACCAUAACGGUGCUGUUGUUGUUUUCUCUAUUGCCAGUGUAAUGGGGCAACUCGCUCAGCCGAAACGAAGAGGUACCGAACUUUCUGUCUCUCUCGUUUUGACAAGGCUUUAUUGGACUCUUCGGUUGUGACUAAGGCCCGGUUCAGACGCCGAACUUUUCAUGAGUCGAACCUAAUACGUUGAAUUAAGCACAUGAAAAGUUCGGCGUCUGAAUCAAUUAGGAACGCCUGUUUCAAUUUGAAACGGCACAGCCGUUUUUUUCGCCUAGUCCGGCCGGGAAUUUCGCCUUUGGAGCGACUUUGGAACGGCUUUGAUUCAGACGCCGAACUUUUCAUGUAUCGAACCUAAUGCAUAACUUGUUAUAACGUAUUUUGUAAGCAGUUUGUCCGAAAUGAGCAUUUUCCGCCUUUUGAACUUAGUUCAGAUGCAAUUAAGAUCGGCGUCUGAAUCCAAUUCAGCCGAUCUUAAGAAUUUGGGUCGGCCUUAAUUCGAAUUAGGUUCGGCUUAUGAAAAGUUCGGCGUCUGAACCGGGCCUAAUGCUUCUAUUACCAAACAAUUCCUCUUUAAAACCUUUUUUUACUUUCAAGCAAAACUUUACGAAGUUAUAUAGAAAGUUUUAACGAUGAUGACGCAAGUUCCAAAGAUGAACGCGGGUGGGAUUUUGUAGGACAACAUCUGCAAUCUACGCAAUCGUUUUGGUGAAUGCUGUUGUUCUUACUCCAUUUCAGGAGGCAAGGGACCCAUGCAUCACGGUGUCUGCUCAACCUGGCUGAACGGCUUGAAAGCGGGAGAUGAAGUACCCUGUUACGUAAGACAGUAAGUAGUCAAUUCAUGUUAAACUCAGUUGUGUCUGAUGAAUGACGAAAAUGCGUUUACAGUCAAUUCUGUACUGGCCCCAAGGGGCCAAAGUGGCGCGAGAAAGGAAGGCUCAGGAAUAAAAAAUGAUGUAAAUAACUCCUGGUGACACGUCAAAACACAAGCAGGUUAAUGCUGUUGUGUUCUUUGUCAAAUCAGACAGGGGAAACGAAAGCAAGCACUCACGUUGGCUGCAUCUUGAUGGAUUUAACAUCAGUUAGAAUCUGAUUACUCCAUACGCCACUUCCACAUUUCCCAUAAUGCACCAUAUUUGCCUCCCAAAAUUUUGUAUAAGCAAACAUUGCUUUCAAUUUCUCUUGGGACGGCUGUAAUACCCAGGAGAAAUGAAAAACAAAGGUUUUGCAAAAUUUAAGGGGGCAAAUAAGGUGCUUGGGGGAAAUGUGGAAGUGGCGUAUAGGCACACCCUUUGAUGGACAGCUAGCGAGAGGGAGUCUCUAGGUUUCUUGCCUGUGUGCCUAGACCCCACACAAUAAUUACACCGCCAGUCAUAGAAGGAUAAGCAGGCCUGAGUAUGCCCGACUUAUAGAGGUCCACGAUAUAUACUCGAGACUUCAAAUGACAACACCACGUGAAGUAUAAUUCCGUUCAGCGUGUCCAAACUCCAGUCGAGGUUACCGGGAAUAAUCUUGUUAACGCCCUGGUAGCCACUCAUUGUAACUCAGGGGGGGAUUCUGAGAUCCUCAAGUAAGUGGAGGGCAUCGUCCAGACCUUAAGAAAAGUGAGGGAGGGGGGCAGCCUCGAAAACAAUAGACCAUUUCCUAGUCUUUCAAAUGGAGGCUAAGCGCAAAAUCUUGCUUGUGUUAAUAAACAAAGGUCCAGGUAAGUGUUAUCAGCCGAGCUGAUAACACUUACCAGACCUUGAUUAUUUAGGAUAUCACAAAAACCGAAUCUAAUAAUUGUUUUAUUAUACAUUGUUUUGAAGAAAGUAACGACAAACACACCGUCGCAAGGAACCUGAAUUGAUAUUGUUAUUUGAAAUCAUGCAUUGCGCGCGCAACCCACAGAUUAGUCAGUUUUCUGCUAGUUGAUAACUAACUAAUCUGUGGGUUGCCCUGAUUUCCAAAAUUAUCCGUGGGCUCUUAGCCAGUGAGAAGACAGAUAGUGAGUACAAUGUAAAAUAAUGAGUUUUAUUUGCAUGAGAAUAGAAAAAAUCAUUUUCACGUCAACGGCUUCGCACUUGGUUUCGCUUUGAAACAGCGGCUUGGCGCAAUUCGGAAAUGGUCUACUUUUCUGGGUCCUGCGGGCGUCAGUUUGGCCUAAAAAUAAAGUCGGGUGCGGGCCCCCGAACCCCGUACCCUAGAUCCGCCAAUAAUAACAAUCAAGUAUCAGGCUUUGAGGAUCAUUGUCUUGCCAUUCAGAUACUUAAACUCUUAAAAAUCACUUUCUUUUGUACUGUUUGUUCUCUCUGUUCUUUGGUUCGAUCUUUGUUUAUUUGUUUUACAGAGCGAAAACUUUCCAUAUGCCUGAAGACGGCACAGUUCCAAUCAUCAUGGUGGGACCUGGGACGGGUAUCGCUCCAUUUCGCAGCUUUUGGCAACAACGUCAGUUUGACGUCAUCAACAAACCUGCUCCGAAAGCAAAAAGCCACGAUGUUACACCAGACUCAAGCCCUUUACCACGGCGCCGCGUGUCCUCUCCUGCAUUUAGCGGUAAUUCGUUAAACCCUUCAUCUAACAGAUGGGGAACGAUGGUUCUCUUUUUCGGAUGUAGAGAUUCAAAACAAGACUUCAUCUACAAGAAUGAGUUGGCAAAAGUGAAAGAUGACGGCGCGUUGACACAGGUUUUCCUAGCUCUUUCACGAGAACCCCAGCAGCCAAAGGUAAGGGGCAUGGCUCGGUUAUCAUUCGAUACACCAACGGGCAUUUUUGGCUGGAUGACCUCUAAAACCCAUAGCCUUAGACCUUGUAGCUAUGUUUUUGCAACCCUCUCCUGGACUAGACAUUAAUAUUCCAUCCCGGAAGUCCGCAGUUUGAUUCUUCGUCAACACUGUACUAGUCCAUGUAGAUUGUUGCAAAAUGAUAUCAUCUCUCUGGCCAAAACUAAGAUAUUUCUAUUUCCAACCUCAGACUAAUGUGCUCGAAAACCAUAUUAUCAUCAUAUCAUCAUCAUCAUCACCAUCGUCGUCAUCUUCACCACCAUUGUCCAGUUUUCGGCCUUCUCCUAAGUCGAUCGAACGCUAAAAACUUCCUUCUCCAAUCUUUCCAAUCUCUAACGCGUAGGAAGAAACCAGAGAAAAGAAGAAUCGAGGGACUAUUUUAACCUGGCAAACGUCACACGCAUAGCCUGAGUAUCAGGCGUUUCUGGGGAAAAGGAGGAAGAGAGAGGCGAAAAGGGGAGACAGCGACAUGGGGGACCCAAAUAGGUUUUUCGGGACCCGGGUUUUCCGUUAUUUGAAGCUCGGGAUUCGGGAUUUGAAAGCAAAAUUGGGGCGAGUUUCGGUAUUGAAAGUAUGCCCGCGAGGUGGGAUGCCAAAUAUAACCCUUGAGAUUACGGGAUUGUACAAAUUUUGGGUCGGGAUUACGGGAUUGAAGAAUCUCAUUGGGACCCUGCGACAUGUCCUCUUUGCUAACGUCUCAGGAAGGUUGAUUCUCUGGCUACACACGCACGACCUCUUGAUCAUAUUUCCACUUAGGAAAACUUUUCUUAGAGUUAUACGAAAUAAAAAGAAAGUUUAUCGAAACUUUGUUGUAAUAGCUUCAAACCUGUAGUAAAUACCACUUUCCUGAAAUAAGUGUGACUUACCAGUGUUAACAAUCAUGCGUUCUUUUCAAUCGUACAGAAGUACGUUCAAGACGUGAUGAAAGAAGAGGCAUUUGACAUCUGUGAACAACUCUUGAGCCAGAAAGCCCACUUUUACGUGUGUGGUGAUGUUAAGAUGGCUGACGGUGUCUGUAAAACCCUGCAGGUAGUUAUUUGUACGUUUUUUGUUACUGAGAUAAUUAUCACGAAGUAGCUUUCCAAUUGCGACUGCUUGUCCUUAACAGUAGGUAUGUCGGUCUUAACUCUAAACUGUGGACGAUCUAACUUCAAUUUAAAUCACACAACGCGAUUAUAUGAAAUAUGAUGCCACCCUCUCAACCAAUCACAAACAAAAAAGAGUCUAGUAGUGUCUUAGUCGAAAGUGUUUUCCCGCACUCGGUGUCGAUCUCUGAUAAUGUGAUUGGAUUAAGUUUGGCGCCACCUUCUCAACCAAUCAAAAACUAAAAAAAAUCUAGUAGUAUCUUGGUGGUUUUCUGCGCUUGGCUCCAAUUGUAUGCAGUGGCUUCCAUCUCGGACUAUGUUUGGUCGGUAACAACUACUACCUUACAUUAAACAGCCCGAUUUCCAAUUUCUCGUAGGCACUCCUUCAAGAAUACGCUGCCAUGUCUCACCAAGAAGCUCAAGAGACAAUUGAUAAAUGGAAGGUAUUGUUGAACAAGUACAGCCCAAUUUUUCCUUGCAUGAUAAAACUCAUAGGUCACGAGGACAGUCUCAGGGCUCGCACAGUCUUGAAAAUUCCUUUGAAUUUUAGGGGAAGUCCUUGAAAAGUCUUUAAAUUUCUGUGCAAGUCCUUGAAAAGUCCUUGAAUUUUUUUCAACUUUGAAUGUAGUGGCGUGGAAAGUUUUUUUGAUGCUUUUUGGUUGUCCAAGACAAAUAUUGAUCAUGGCUCAGACAAUUUAAAGGUUACUUAUAUAGAGUGCACAAUAAUUAACUAUCAAUUUAAGACAAGUGAACUGAAAAAUGUAGAGAAGAUGGUGAAGCAAACAGUUCAAGACUUAACGCCUUAUUAGAAUAGAAUGGGAAUGUGCAUUUUUGUACAAUCUGUGAAAUCAUAUUCCUAGUAAUUGGACCUCUAAAAAUCUAAUGUGGUCCUUGAGAAGUCCUUGAAAAGUCCCUGAAAAUGGUUGCAUUUCUUUGCAUGAACCCUGAUAGAGUAAAUGGCUGUCAUUUGAUUUUGUUUGAGUUCAGAUGGUUACGUCAUCGCGCGGUGACGUUAAGUAGUUGGCCUUGAAUCUUUCAUCCUUUCUCGUCAAUUGAAAGUGGACGUAAAAGAACCCACACAGCUAUUCAAAAGAUGGAGGGGUCCUUUAGCCCUGUGGUGUGGUCUUCUAUCUUUAGUGGGAAGAUGGGACUGUAACGAGCCCUCAGUAAUUCCCCUGCCAAGAAUAAAUUAAUGUAAUUAUGAAAAGUAUUACAGUUACUUUGGUGGUUAAACCACAUAUAUGAAAAAAGAGAACACAGAUUUGAAAAAGAGAGCCUUUUACAUUUGGAAUAAAAUCGCAAUAAGUCUAAGGUCUUUUUCAGAGCUCUGGGCGGUAUCAUGAAGAUAUAUUUGGAGUGACGCUAAAGACACGAGAAGUCACCACCCGCGUGCGAUCCGCGGCAAAAAGGUUUGUUACUAAGCUGCCGUUACUAUUAAUUUAAGAAACAAAAGCUUUGAUUGUCGAUAUGAGCAGGAUAUCGGGUUGUGUCAUGUGUCAAUAUAGGCCUAUCUUUAUUACCAUGGUUCUGCCAAUAUAGGCCUAUCAUGCUUAGAUGUUUCUAGGUUUUAGACAUUUUGUCAAUGUUUAUCUAUUAAAUAGUGUUUCAUUCGUCAAGUAAACAGUGUUAUCUGCUCAUUGAACACCUGAAGUUUGGUCACUCUGCUGCAGCCCCACCGCCACCCCCACCCUUCUUUCUCUCCAACCCUACCCCACCUUCUCUAAGUGGCGUGUUGUAUUCACUCCUUCCUGCUUUCUGUCUUUUUUCCCUCCGUUUAGAUCAUGGGAGUAUUUCAGACGUCCGAUUUUAUCUAAAGUAAGUCAUAGACAUUAUUUGAUUAAGGCGGGGGCGGGGGGGGGAGGAAACUAGCUUCCAGGCGGGAAUAGGCACGGGUCAGCCUAGUCCCUAGGCGUUCUCUCUUGCCCCGUUGUCUGGGCAAAGUCUCGUGGUAGAGUCCAGGAUUGACCCAGCCGAGAACGCCUAGGGACUAGGCUGGGCACGGGUAACUUGUAGACAGGUAUAUAGCUGUGUUAGGGCCCGAACCAUCUUAUACAAGCUUUAUUUCUUGCUGUAUUUCUUGUAGAGGCUAACUACAGUUUAUUCUUGAUAUAAACAGAAGUACCAAAGUCUUAAAGCCGUCAGUGAGAUGGAGGAUGGUGCAACCAGUGUAAGUACAUAACAAAGACAAAUACAUUUUUGAUAAAAAUCGCAAAAUAGUGCGGUUAUAUUUUGGUGUAGAAUACUAGAGACCAUUAGAUUUUAACACGAGGACGACAACGAGAUUUUCUCAAUAUUAGGCUAGUGAGCUCGCGUGAACCAACUUCAUUUUGGCGGGAAAACGCCGGUUCUAAGGAAAAUGUUUUAAGUUAUCAAAUGUUAGAAAUUUUAUCGUUAUGCGAUCGGGAGAGGGCAUAAAAAACCGUGUUAACUUUGGGAGUAAAAAGUAAACGGAAUCUUUUCGCCGGGAGUGUUUAUUUUUGAGAACACUCGAAACAACAAAAAAAAAGCUCGGAGGAUUUUUGGCUAAACUAGGUGAAAUUUAGCCGAUCCCCCCUUUGAAUGUUACUAAACUAAAGUGAUCCCCCCUAAUAACUUUUGACGACUUUCGCAAUCCCUCCCCCAUGUCUUCCUUUCUCAAGCAAAUUUGAGUGCCCCCUCCUUCCUCUGAAUCCUUCCAAAGUUUUCAGUGACCCCUCUUUUGGGUUCUCAGUUACGACCGAUCCCUUCUUUUGUUCUCCUAAAAGUCUAGUGAUCCCCCCUAAAACCCUCCGUCCGCCCCCCGGCGAUAAAUAAUGACCGGUCCCUAAAGGUCUCUACGUACUAGCGGUUUUUCAGUGAAUCAAUUAGAAGCAUCGCUCUCCAUUUCCAUCGAUUGAUAGUCAACAAUCUGCCGCGAUAGAAAUCUCAAAUCCACCUUCUAUUUGAAGAGUACUACUAUGAAUACAUGAGGGGGUCUCGUUUGUUAUACGUCUAAAAUCCUGCAAAUUAUUCUCUUUACAGACGACGAAACAGGGAUCUCCUCAGUUUGUUAGAGCCUCUUCCACAGUGUACUAACCAUUGAGGAGGAGAUGGACAAGUCAACAAACCGACGGGAAUCAACAAAUAUUGCAAGAACGCAUAGAAUAAACUAUUGCCGGAAUAUCGCACUCAAUAGAGAGAUUAAGAUUCACGUUUGCGCCAAAUGGCAAACGUGAAUUUGUAGCACGUGAUCAACUUUUCCCGUUAAUUGUCGUUUAGUGAUUAUUACUUCUACCCAAAAAUAAGUAGUUUCAAGCCAGUUUUUUCCAUAAGAAUUGUUCUGGACAGUUUUUAUCUGCUUCUUUUUCAUUCCGAGAAAUUCUCAACCUGAAUCUGACGUUUGCCGUUUGCCGUAAACGUGAAUCUUAAACCCUCUAAUCUCCAUUCACUAACGUAAAUAUACGGCUAAAGUACUUCACCUAAAAUACUUCAACUGUAAUGGUUGCCAUGCGCGGGCAUUCUAGUAGUAAAGCAACUUUUUCUGACCGAUGUACAUUUUUUCCUAUCCAAAAGAUUGAAGACCUUUUUCGGAAAUAUCCUACAUUAAUUUUGCUUGUUUGCCGCUACUUUAGUCUCUGAAACUGAAACCAUCAGUGAUAAAAUUAGCUGAUAUUAUUCGCCGACAAAACGCAAAGCGACUGAGCGAGAGUUCCUAAGCAAUAUUUAAUGAUUAUUUAACCAAUCGGAGUGCGCACUUUACUUAAAAUAGGUACGGAUUACAUAUAUAUUAGCAGUUCUUGUUUGGAAUACAGUGGUAGUUUCAAUUUAACGAGGUGGCGGG
This is a messenger RNA of Porites lobata, 29161 nucleotides long. The record is from the annotation of a GenBank genome assembly. NCBI's taxonomy places the organism in Eukaryota, Metazoa, Cnidaria, Anthozoa, Scleractinia, Poritidae.